UGUUGAAAUUCUCAUAAUAUAACGUGUGACAGUACAGCGCUCGAGAGCCACUUUGCUUUGGCAGUAAGUGCACCCCACCUCAUUAUCUGGGUUUUUCUUCCGUUUUUCUUCGAAAAAGCUGCUCUUCUUGCGCUGGGAGCAGAUCACGAGCCCUGCAGGUUUCCACGCAAUUGUAUUCAACUGGAUUGAACAACAGCUUUUUAAGUCAAAGGAAUUUGCAAGCUUGUUAUACGGUACUUUUGUACCGUGACCUCCAGUUCUGAAACCUGGGCAUGUAUGUGUGCAAUCACAUUUUGCUGAUAUCAAGAAGACCCGCGAUAUCAGCUAAAGCUGUUGGCGGUUCUGUCCGUGGCUGCUGACUCUCCAGCUGAAUCCUGGAAGUUCUUCAUGAGAGGUGACUUCAGAAGCCCGGUAGCGGCUCGGAGCUUAUAAUUUUGCACGUCUUCCCAACAGGGCCAGGAAGUAGUUCGACAACCGUUGAAGCUGCAGCAGGAGAAUGAUGAGAGGGGAAACCCCCUUUUCAUCUGAAGUAAACUAGAAAUUGACUAAAAGGGGGAAGUAAACCCACUUCACACUCGCGCAGAGGGCAUUCCUGCCCCGGUUGGCAUUUCCAGUUUCGAGGCCUCAGGUAUUGUCUCGUCAGUGGUUAAAAGAGACAUCAAAGCUUCAGGGACGAGCAGAUUGGGAGCGUGAGCCGCCUGAGCCAGAAGACAUGUUGAGCAGCAGACACCGGAAAAGGAACAGAGGCAUGACCUGCGUGUGGCUGUUUGCCGCGGCGAUCAUUUUAAAAACAGUGCGAUCGGAUGAAGAGAAGGUAGUCUAUGGUGCCAAAGGGAGCUCUGUCGUGCUGCAGUCUCAGCUCUUGAAAAAUUACAGCGAAGUGGAAUGGAUAUAUCUGAAUGGCUCCAAAUUCAAACUAAACAUCCUCCAUGAGCAUUCUCUAGGCAAGGUGUUGCUGAACGAAAAAAAUCACUCAGUGACUCUUGCGAACCUAGACUUCAGUGACAUGGGAAUCUAUUACAUGGAAGCCACUGAUGACAAUGGGGAACAGAAGAAGAUCUCCAUUUACAAGCUGAUUGUUCAAGAAGUGGUCUCAGAUCCCGAAAUAAAUGUGAUACCAACCAUUCUGGGAGAUGGAAAGUGCUUCAUUGCUUUGAACUGCUCAUUUAAAAAAGGAACCAACGCCUCAAUUACAUGGACGCUACUUCCUCCUGGACUCUACAGCUCUGGGAGUGAGGUCAACGUUACACAAGACAGUUUCUCGAAUCACAGUAGUGGACAUACGUACAAGUGUCAAGUCAAAAAUGAAGUCAGCGCAGCCUCUAUAUCCUGGUCCGAUAAUAGACAGGAUUGUGCUCAGUAUAAAUCAGAAAACAAAAUUUGGAUGAUAGCUACACUUACAGCUGUAGCUCUCUUCAUCUUGGUGUUAAUAGUGUGCAUAGUCCGAAAAAAAGAUUCUAGGGGAAGUUAUACAUUUGAUUACGCAUCUCCACAAACAGAGGGAAAUAUUGCAGGCAGUUCUUAAUUGAGAGCUUCUCACUGGGAUCUUUUCAGUGUGGAUCCAAGGGGAAAAGACACGAUUCAGCUUUUUAUCUGGGAUGUGCCCAACCAGUGCCUCACCCGGUCACGCCGAUCUGGGUCAAAGUGGAACCUGCCACACUGCCAACAAGUCUACAUGCAUUUUCCCACUUGGAUUACGCGGAUCCCUGAGCAGAUCCACGUCAUUUGUUUCUGUUGUGGUGUCUUGAGAGAGCUGGUCCUGGGAGACACAGUUGUCCAAAGCAGGAGAAAGAAGGAGGGGAUUACUGGUCUGUGAACCUUGCUGUUGACCCUGGGACACAGGGAGAAGUGGCGACCUGAGCUCAGAGGGGACAGAGUUUUAGAAGAGGGCAGCUGUCUAAGGAGAGGCACGCAAAAGACACUCAAGGCUCUGUGGACUAUGAGAGGGGCCGCUCAGUGCCAUAUUUGCCAAGCGCCUAUGGAAUCCUUAGAGCCUACGAAGGAGGGAAACACUGGUGACUAACGAAAACUGAGCUGAAACAACAGGUUUGGGAUCGACUCUGGCUGCUCCAAAUCAACAAUCACACGCUAUCUAGCGGCUGUUCUAGAAACUAGACGUAUCGAAGUGAUGGGCGCUCGACUCACUCCAUCAAUCACCUGGCUUAGCAUUCGAACAGUUUAAAGUGCAUCAUGUGCAAUCGACGUGAUUCAAUUGGCGUUUCCCCCUCUUUCUGCACAUUUCGGAGUGAAAGUGCCCAGGGCCUACGGACACAAAAAUCCAGCCCUGUGGCCGUAAUGGACUGAAGUCUUCAAAUUUUUGCAUCUUCUGGUAAUGAGAAAAUAGAUGCCUAUUAGCGCCCUCAUCAGGCACCGAGCAGACAACCAGUGGGGCUGGUGACGUCAGCCCCAGGAGAAUUAAUGAAUCUGUCUGAGAUACUUGGGAACUAUCAGGGACAUUGCUAACUCCGUCAGCUCAGUGGGGGAAAGACAGGGGUUUGGUACGUGAUAUGCGAGUAUACACGUGUGGCUGUCCCACAAAGGUCUGUGACCUCAGGUUUCCCACCCUUUCGUUUUGGCAUUUGUCAGUGUGAGUCGGGACCCCCACCUUCACAGUGUACGCCGGAUGGUGUUUUUCUUAUUCAGUGGUGAGAGAAGCUCUUCUUCGGCACCACAUACAGUAUACUACAAUUGGAAUGAUACUUCUAAGGAUAACAAAACUAUACCUUAAUAGUUAAUAAAAGAGCCGCUCUGUU
Lepisosteus oculatus (spotted gar) is the source of this 2753-nucleotide messenger RNA. NCBI's taxonomy places the organism in Eukaryota, Metazoa, Chordata, Actinopteri, Semionotiformes, Lepisosteidae. The record is from RefSeq and is a predicted model, not a curated record.